This is a messenger RNA of Anisakis simplex (herring worm), 384 nucleotides long. Lineage: Eukaryota; Metazoa; Nematoda; Chromadorea; Rhabditida; Anisakidae. The record is from the annotation of a GenBank genome assembly.
AUGCCACCAAAGGCGGCGGCAAAGGGAGGAAAAGGCGGUAAAGGAGAUACCAAAGGGGGUUCAAAGGUCCCCAAGAAGAAGGAGGGAGGAGGAGGAGGAAAGGCCAAGAAGAAGAAGUGGUCGAAGGGAAAAGUUCGUGAUAAGCUGAACAAUAUGGUACUCUUCGAUCAAGCAACCUACGAUAAACUGUACAAAGAAGUGAUAACCUACAAGCUGAUUACGCCUUCGGUAGUAUCGGAGCGAUUGAAAGUCAGAGCGUCGUUGGCAAAGCAAGGACUUCGAGAACUGUUGGCUAAAGGUCUGAUCAAAUGCGUUGUACAUCACGGUGGCCAACUGGUUUAUACAAGGAGUACGAAAGCAGAUGAAUCAGCAAUUGUUGAAUAA